This is a messenger RNA of Meriones unguiculatus (Mongolian gerbil), 3120 nucleotides long. RefSeq names its product acidic nuclear phosphoprotein 32 family member E (gene Anp32e). The record is from RefSeq and is a predicted model, not a curated record. Gene Ontology annotation, biological process: regulation of apoptotic process. NCBI's taxonomy places the organism in Eukaryota, Metazoa, Chordata, Mammalia, Rodentia, Muridae. The transcript is spliced from 7 exons. The coding region runs from base 316 to 1095 and encodes 259 amino acids. Gene Ontology annotation, cellular component: nucleus. Gene Ontology annotation, molecular function: histone binding; phosphatase inhibitor activity.
UGCCGUGUCAUGGAGGCUCAGUCUCGCAGCAGCCAUUGAAGGGGAAGCUGCCGUGGGCGCGCGCGUGUCUCCCUGUGUGUGGCUGUGUGUGCGUGCCCGGGGGUGCGCGCGCCGCGGGUGUGUGGACCGGGAGGUGGGGGCGGCCGAGUUAGUCCCAAGUCGUCGGACUCCAUUCGCUCUUCUCGCCUCCGUCCCCCACCCCCCGGCGGCGGUGGGCGCUCGUCUCCGCGCCGCUCUCCAUUCAUCUCCAGACCUUGAGGGCUGGUUCAGGGUUGGGGGCAGCGGGGAGGGCAGGCGCGGGGCACGGAGGAGGACAUGGAGAUGAAGAAGAAGAUCAACCUGGAGUUGAAGAACAGAGCCCCGGAGGAGGUGACAGAGUUAGUCCUUGAUAAUUGCUUGUGUGUCAAUGGGGAAAUUGAAGGCCUGAAUGACACCUUUAAAGAACUGGAGUUUCUUAGCAUGGCCAACGUGGAAUUAAGUUCCUUGGCCCGGCUACCCAGCUUAAAUAAACUUCGGAAGUUGGAACUUAGCGACAAUAUAAUUUCUGGAGGCUUGGAAGUCCUGGCAGAGAAAUGUCCGAAUCUUACCUACCUCAAUCUGAGUGGAAACAAAAUUAAAGAUCUCAGUACAGUAGAAGCACUGCAAAAUCUUAAAAAAUUGAAAAGCCUCGACUUGCUUAACUGUGAGAUCACCAACCUGGAAGAUUACAGAGAAAGUAUUUUUGAACUGCUGCAGCAGAUCACGUACCUAGACGGAUUCGAUCAGGAGCACAAUGAGGCACCUGACUCGGAAGAGGAGGAUGAUGAGGAUGGAGAUGAGGAUGAGGAAGACGAGGAUGAAGAUGAAGCUGGUCCACCUGAAGGAUAUGAAGAGGAGGAAGAUGAAGAGGAAGAUGAGGAUGAAGCAGGCUCAGAAGUGGGAGAGGGAGAAGAGGAGGUGGGCCUCUCAUACUUAAUGAAAGACGAGAUUCAGGAUGAAGAAGAUGAUGAUGAUUACGUUGACGAAGGGGAGGAAGAAGAAGAAGAGGAAGACGAGGGUGUGCGGGGAGAGAAGAGGAAGCGAGAUGCUGAAGAUGAUGGAGAGGAGGACGACUAGGUCCCCCAGGCCGGGGCUGCCCGACACCCCUGGGCAAGCAGUAGAGUGAUCACAUUGUCUGUCCCCUUCUGUAUGAUAGCUGUCCCUAUAGGAGAUGAUGUGUAACUUUUUAUAGGAAAAGUGUGGUUUUACUAUUUUGGCCUUAUCAUUCCGAUUAAGAUUUGCUAGUCUGUUAAUCAUAAUGUACGUAGAAAAGAAUUUUCAUUCAUCUUUCCAUUGUGGAAUUCUCUAGCAUUGUAUUUAGAUUCUGGAUUUUUAUAAUUAAUGCUUAAUGUAUUAGACAUUUUUAGCCCAUAAUUAAAACAUGGUUGCUUUUACACAGGUGUAGUUUGGUGCAUUUCAUUCAUAAUGUUUUAAAGUUAUUUAUAAAUUAACAAAGUACUCUCAGCUGUAAUAUGAAAUGGCAAUAGGCUCUUGAAUGAUAAAGCUGAAUUUUUUUUAAGGCGAUCCAGGUAUCAGUUUGAAGACAGUUUCUGGGGUAGGGUGAGGGCAUUUGAGGGCUUUCCUGUCACAAUCGGAAAGUAGGGGUAGAAUAAGAGGGUUCGUUUCAGCCGGGUAGGUUAUGGACUCAGGUUCUGUUCCGUGAUAUAGUUCAAGGCUUUUGGGGAGCCAGACUUGCAGCUGAGCCCUUUCUGUGGGUGACUCUGCCAGCGGGUUGUUGGUUCAGGUGUGCAUUCUCCCCCAGCUGUUUGUGCACCAUCAUUUUCCAUUGUUAUUCCUCUCCACGUGCGGAAGAAAGCCAGCAAAGUUGUUGAUACCCAGGAACUGCCUGUACCUCAGCCAUCUGGGUUAGAAACAAGUGGCGUGGAAGCGAUGGAGUAUUGUUGAUCUACAGGGAUGAGUAUAUGAGGGCCGAGGCAGGGAUUUGCUUGCUGUGCAGCUUCCUUUGUUUGACAACACGAGGCUGUCUUAGGAUAAAGAGGCUGCGUUCUCCUUUCUCAGAGGCCAGACUGGUGGCCCGCUGAUAACUAAAAACACGCUCAAGUCUAAUUUCUAAGUUGUUUUCCUGGGCUAUUUGAGUACCAACAGUGUGAAGUAUUUAUUAUGUUUCUGAAUGGAACCUUUAAUUUUUCUUCCUAUAUUUUCAAAGUGUGAUCAGAUGUAGCAUUUGAUUGAGAUACAGUGGCAAGGGAGGACUGUUUGAAUCAUCAAUCUUGAAGUUGGUGUUUAUUUCAGGUGGAUUUCUGGAAAAAAAAAAACAUUUGGAGUAAGCUUGGCUACUAAACAUGAGUAGAGAGUCCCUCUCCUUUUUGUCCCAGAGGCUCCACAUUCAAGGCAAUUGCUUUCUAAAUCUUGUUCAUUAUUUUUGUCUCCUUUUGUAUUUUUUUAAGUUGUCAGCAGAUUAUUCUGCCUCUCUACUGGGACACAGAAAUUGCGCAUAAUAGUAAGGCUGUUGCUUUUCAGCUUAAGAUGUUUGACCUGGAGUUUUAAAAUAACAAAAAUGAAAUUAUUCACAGAGAAGCUAACAAAAUUGCAUACCUGACUGAAAUAAAUGUGAUAAAUUCAGCGCAAGUACUGGGCUCUCCAAAGGACUAACCUUUGUCUCCUGUUUCAAUAAUUGCAAAGCUUGCUUUUUGUCCCUAAGAAUUCUCUUUGCACAUUAUGCCAGAUUCAAAAUAAAUGCUUAUUUUUUAAAAAAAAUCUAUAUAUUGACUUUUUUAUCAAUCAUUAUGCAACCAAAAUUAGAGUUCUUGGGUUUAAAAACAACACAUAGGGCCUCCAGAUAAACUAUUAAGACUUACUGAGCUUUGUGGGUGGUAUUUUCAUGCAAAUAAGCAAGGGUGGGUUUUCUAUUCUGUAGAAGUUCUGAGUUCUGUUCUAAGCUCUGUACUGCGUGUGUAUACGUCCUUAGAGACUCUGAAGUUAAUACUUUUGUGCAACUGUAUUUUGAAUAAAGCCACCACAGUGUUAAACACAAGGACAGGCAGUACUGGUCAUGUUUGUUUGUUUUUUUUCCUGAUUGCUGUAACUUAAGUUUUUGGAACUGAAUUGCUUUGAAUAAAUUGAAGCGUUGUUCAUAAUGAC